Messenger RNA from Neocloeon triangulifer, 3164 nucleotides. RefSeq names its product 4'-phosphopantetheine phosphatase (gene knk). Lineage: Eukaryota; Metazoa; Arthropoda; Insecta; Ephemeroptera; Baetidae. Gene Ontology annotation, cellular component: cytosol; nucleus. The transcript has 14 exons. The record is from RefSeq and is a predicted model, not a curated record. Gene Ontology annotation, biological process: coenzyme A biosynthetic process. Gene Ontology annotation, molecular function: ATP binding; pantothenate kinase activity. The coding region runs from base 150 to 2501 and encodes 783 amino acids.
GGCGUAACCGGCAAAUUUCAAUAACAAAGGUCGAUCAGGUGCAAUAAUAAUGUCUAAUUAGGUCUUUUCAUCCCAGAAUUUCUUCUCCCACAUUGGAAAUCCUUGGUGUCUGAGUUCUAGAACCCGUUGUCACUGUGCAGAAUUCUUCAAUGGCCGAGAAAGAGGACGAAAUGGUCGACAAGUCGAGUCCGAGGAGCAUCGAGCUGCCUGACAAAAUCAGGGUUUUUGACAAUUUGAAGAAUGCAAAAAGAUUUGCCAUUGACAUCGGUGGAUCACUUACCAAAAUUGCCUAUUACUCAACAAUAUCCCAGAGACGAGUUUUGUAUGGACCUUUAAAUAAGGAGGAAUCUGCUUCAUACGAGGAGACGCUUAUGUAUGAUGUGUCUGAAGGAGCUCGUUUGCAUUUCAUCAAAUUUGAGACGAGAUACAUUUCACACUGCUUGGACUUCAUCCAGCAAAACUUGGUCAACGCUCGUGAUCACAUGCUUGGCAAGAGCAUCAAGGCCACCGGGGGUGGAUCGUACAAGUACACGCAGUUGAUCCACGAAAAAUUGGGCUUGUCAGUUGACAAGGAAGAUGAAUUGGGCUGUCUGAUCAAAGGCUGCAACUUUCUUUUGAGGAACAUGACUGACGAGGCCUUUACUUUCUGCCGACAUGCAACGCCGGAAUACACUUUCAUGAAAGCUCAAUCUCAUAUUUUUCCCUACAUCCUGGUCAAUAUUGGUUCAGGAGUCAGCGUUCUGAAAGUCGAGUCUGAGGACAAAUAUGAGAGAAUCGGUGGCACAGCUACUGGAGGAGGAACAUUUUGGGGACUAGGCUCACUUUUGACAUCAGCGAAGGGGUUUGAUGAGCUUUUGGCUUUGGCGGAGAAAGGUGACCACAGAAAUUUGGACAUGCUGGUCAAGGAUAUUUACGGUGGUGACUACCAACUUCUUGGCCUGCCAGGAGACCUCAUUGCCUCGUCAUUUGGCAAGGCGAUGCACGCUCAAAUCCAGAAGGACAAAAGCAGCGAAACGGGCAGUGAAUAUUCCGAGGCAGACAUUGCCAGAAGCCUCCUCUUCACAAUCAGCAAUGAUAUAGGGCAAAUCGCCUGCCUUUACGCAAUGAUGCACAACAUGCCAAGAGUUUACUUUGGUGGAUACUUUUUGCGGGGUCACCCUCUCAGCAUGCACACAAUUUCCUUUGCCAUCAACUACUGGAGUCGGGGACAAGUGCAAGCACUGUUUUUGAGGCACGAGGGCUACUUGGGAGCAAUAGGUGCUUUUCUAAAAGGAGCCGAAGAAUGCGAUUCUGACAAGUAUUCGUGGAUGGAGAACUUAGCUGGCAGUGCUCACGAGCUCAAUUUUACAAUCGACCCAAUGCAAAUGGAGCCUGUUUCUCCUCCCGCCAAUCUUGUUCUCGGGCAAUUGGAAAUGGAUCGUUGGGAACAUCCAGUCACCUGCUUUCCCAUUUUAGCUGACCCUGAGAAUUACAAUCCGGACACUGUCGACUUAAAUAAAGAUGCGGAAGCAAGAAAUUAUUGGUUAGAAUGCUUCCGAGACGCCACUUCAAAAUAUGUUGACCGAGCCAUCCAAAGUCAGCCUCACAGUGAAACUGCAGAGGAGCGUGCCCACAAAUUUAGAGACAAGUACUUGAACCGACUGCAGUACCUUCAGGAAAAACCCUUUGCUUACGGUAAUCUAACUGUGCGAAGUUUGUUGGACACAAUUGAGCACCUACUGAAGGAAUUUGAUUUCCCUGACCCGUACUUAAUGCAAAAGAAGCAGGAGAAUGAGACUGCAUUGGCUCUGCUUCCGGCACGACUGCAGCUUUUGGACCAGCUCGACGAAAUGGAUAAACACCACGAGCUGGUCAAAGCUAUUUUGGCAGGCAACAUGUUCGACUGGGGUGCCAAAGAGGCUGCUGCUCUCAUGUCACAAAAUGGUUUUGGCUUGGACGAGGCUUCGUCAAGACUGCAAAAAAGACCAUGGCUAGUGGAUGGGAUGGACUGCUGGCUUAGAAGACUGGAUGGCCCUGCUCACAAAUGUGCAGCAAUUUUUGUGGACAACAGUGGCAUCGACAUUGUGCUCGGCAUCAUCCCCUUUGCUCGAGAGCUUCUGAAACGCGGCACCGAUGUGAUUCUCUGCGCCAACUCAGCUCCGGCUCUCAACGACGUGACGCACUCGGAGUUGCAGGAGCUACUUCGAAAAGUGAGCACCAUGUGCCCCAUCAUCGAGAGCUCCCUUCGAGAUUCAAGACUGGUGGCUAUGGGCACAGCCCAGGCUGGACCAUGCCUAGAUUUAAGCCGUGUUUGUCGAAACUUGACCAACACUCUAGUACAAAAAGAGGUGGAUUUGAUAGUGUUGGAGGGCAUGGGCCGCGCCCUUCACACCAACCUCACUGCCCGGUUCACUUGCGAGUGUCUGAAGGUGGCUGUGAUCAAGAACAGAUGGCUAGCCAAUAGGCUAGGCGGUGAAAUGUUUUCUGUCAUCUGCCAAUAUGAAUCGCACGGAGACAAUUGAACUGUCAGCAUACUUUUUUUAGUCAAAUUGGAUAUUUCUGGUGAAAUUUAAAAAAAAAAAUUAUUUCAAAGCGCUUCUGUGAGCGAAAGACGGAUAAUGUUUGGGCUUCUUUCAAGUUUAUUAGAUCAUUAGACAGAUUGUUGAUAAAUCAAAAGAAAUUUUCUCAGGAAAGUUUUUUUUAUAAUAUUUUUAUUAUUUUUUUACCUAAUUAUUUUUGAUUAAUAUAUUUUAAAAUUUAGAGGCUUUAAAAUACUUAAAUUGACUUAAAUAAUUUCAGCUAGACUGUAAAUUAAGGAUUGAAUGACUGUACAAUUUUACUACACUAGACCAUUAUGUACGGCAAUAAAUUUUGCAUUUAUUGUACAAAUAUCUGACGCUUACCUAUUAUUAAUUGUUCUUUUUGACACUACUAUGAUAAUUCACACCCUGUUAAAUUCUGCAAUUUGGUCCAAGUGCCGAGCAAGUAUUUCACUGCUCCACCCAUUGCGGCGGAAACAAUUUCAGGGCCAGGUAGGCUGCUCUCCCUCGCAGGGAGUUAACGGUACCUUCAGAGAAACAUGGCUGCCGUUGAGAUGCACUGCUGACACACAAGAUCCAAAUUUAGCCACUUUUCGCACCCUGCAGGAAGUGGAGCACUGGCCGUGGAUGAUAAGGGAGAGCCGU